Osmia bicornis bicornis is the source of this 1394-nucleotide messenger RNA. RefSeq lists its product as uncharacterized. Bases 165 to 812 code for a protein of 215 amino acids. NCBI's taxonomy places the organism in Eukaryota, Metazoa, Arthropoda, Insecta, Hymenoptera, Megachilidae. The record is from RefSeq and is a predicted model, not a curated record. The transcript has 5 exons.
UGGAAGCAGACUUUAUUUUAUCAAGCAAAAUCCACUCAGUCAGCGGACACCCGCAGCGACGCAUUAUGUUUCGGUAAUCAGAAUUUCAACCAAAGCACAAUUUCUUGUUUUUCACCUCUAAGUUGAACUAUCACUGUGUUUGACUCAUUUAAUAUACAAGAAAAAUGGCAUCUAUAGAAGAGAGUUGGAAAGAAGCAACUGAAAACCUAGAUAGCGAAGUUUGCGAUACAUGGUUUACAAAACUACAGGAGGCUUAUUCAGAAGAGAAGCGUACUUAUCAUAAUCUGGAUUCACUUCAAGAGAAGUUAAACUGUUAUUACGAGAUUAAAGACAACUUAAAGAACCCUCAAGCUAUGCUCCUUGCCUUAUUCUUUCAGAACUUUGAAUAUGAUCCCAAAGCUUUAGAUGGUGAAAACAAGAAUUUGGAACAUUUUAAUGCAUUUACAGAUGAAGCUGGAGUUCCUGAAGAUGCGCAAUUUAAAGAAGAAGCUUGCGAGCUACUUAAAGUAGCUGCAACGCAUAGUACUGAUGCACAUAAAAUUGGUGGUGCCUUUGGUGGUGAAGAUGCUCAUUACUUUUUAGAUUUGGAUAUGGCUGUGUUAGGCUCCUCUCCAGAAAAUUAUACGGAAUACAGAGAAAAAAUAAGAGGAGAAUAUUCUUUUCUGAGUGAGCCAAUGUACACAGCAUUGCGUUUAAAGGUUCUGCAGAAUUUUGUCCAGAUUCCAAAUAUUUUUGCCACAAAGGAAUUUCGUGAAAAAUAUGAAGAACAAGCACGACAGAAUAUUCAAGCUGAAGUUGAAUUGUUAUCUUAGGAUAAUUGAUGAAUUUUAAGCAUGGUAAAAUGUAUCUUUAUGCAAUUUUGUUAUUUGAUAUGUUUAUUAUUGAACUGUAAGAAAAAAAUGACGUUCCAAUUGACACAAAAAUUCUUUUACUGUGUCAGUAGCAUUUGAUCUCCAUAUAGAGUAAAGUAGCACAAACGUAUAUUUUGUGAAUUAGUAUUUGAAAUGGUGUAUGUUAAAUAUCAUACACGUAUCUAUUGUAUUAUUAAAUAUAAAGUACACUUAUGUCUUAUAUUUGGUAUUAGCCAAAUUCAAUUAUAAUUUAUUAAAUAAUAAUGAUAGAAACAUAGCUUAAAUCAAAUAAAGUAAUGUAGAGGCUUACUUUUUUAAUGCUAAAUCUAAGACAUGUGUGUAAACCUUAACUUAUUUUGAUUGAUAUUAAUACAUUUAAUUUAUUCAUUGAAUUUACUGAUGUACUUCUAAAUUAUAUUUUUAUUUUAAAAAGAAAAUAGUGAAUUUCAUUUGUUACAAAUAUAAACUUUAAACCUUAUAUUUUCUGUUGCUUCUAAGAAGAGUUACACAUGUAUAACAUUUGUAACUAGUACUAACAAGUUU